Molecule: messenger RNA, 2612 nt
Organism: Suillus fuscotomentosus
Lineage: Eukaryota; Fungi; Basidiomycota; Agaricomycetes; Boletales; Suillaceae
Exons: 8
Coding region: 117-2465 (782 amino acids)
Source: RefSeq, a predicted model, not a curated record
CGGGUCAUGUUAAAGCAACUUCCGUGAGUCGCUCGCUGCUUUGACAUGUACCUUUAUCGGGUCCUGAGAAUCUGCAACAGAGGGCCGAUGCGACUGCGUCUAGGAACAAGGCGAUCAUGCAUGAAGACAAGACUAAUGUUAUUGUGCCUAUGCCAGACCAUGUUCAGCUUAACACGUCCAGCGCGGUGGAUGCCGUGAGUGCCUUUUCUACAUCUUACCCUGAGUUACCACAUCUUCAUGUUGAGUUUGAUAAGACCGGAGCCACUAGCAUAGAGACACUCGGCUUUGAUUGCCCAUCAGUCACCCGCCAAGAGACAAAAUGCAACCAAGACUUUUAUGUUCCGGAACCUGUACUACACAGACCUCCGUGUACACCGGGAAAUGAAACUGUCGUCUCCACAGGCUCCGGCGCACCAGGGGUACCGAAUAUUACUCCGCCAUUAAUCGAAAGACAAUUAUCUGUCAUACCCAAAGAGGAAUUUGUGCCUGUCGAACACCCGGCCAAUAAUUCCCUAGACUCAAUUUCAUCUGCAAUCAUUCCCGACUCAUUUGAAGCAUCAGAAUCGCUGUCUAGUUUGUCUCCUUGCAAGAACAGCAUUAUCAUACCCGAUGUAGCAUCUACAAAUAAUAUUCGUUCCAUCCUUGAAUCCGCCACUGAACACAGCAUGGAGAAUACCGACAGGACCUAUACAACUACUCCUAUCAAGUCCGAAGGCACAGAGGUGCCUGUUGCUGUUACAUAUGCGGACGCCACAAACUUAGCCGCACGAUAUCCAGACCUAGCCUCUCAGAUCCUUGUUUCCCCACUGCGGCAGCGCACCACACGUCAGGAACUUGCCUUGACAGCCGAACAUGAUUUGAUCGAGGAGGACCCGCCAAGCAAGCGAAGGCAUCGUCGUCACCGCAGGCACAGGAGUAAACGUUCUCGGAAAAAUCAAGAAGAAUCGCAGCAACAAAGUCGAGGAUCCUUGCGGACCCCGGGACCUGAUCCUUCUCUAUCCCCCCACAAGGAUCCCAGUCCCAUUUCUGCAUUGGUCGAUCCGAAAGGGACCUCCGGAUUUCAUUCUGCGUAUGAUUCUCGGCAGCCGGUUUGGUUGGUCGAUUCUGCGCUGUCGAAUCCAUCUGUGAAACGUGCCCCGUCGUUCCAGACGAAUCGGCAUAUGGUUCCAGCGACACUACAAGAGAGAACGCGCAACUACCAACGAGAAAGUGGAGACACCAACUGGAACGCUCCCGCAGCCGAAAUCCAGGCUUCGACUUUGCCUCCUAUGAGAUUUGCAACGCCCAAACGAGCUCCUGUCCAAGAACAACACAUCGCUAUGCUUCUACAGAGCGAAGAGCGUGCUGGUGCUACGAAGGCUAUGGAUCUGGCGACUGCUUCUAUCGGGCGACGUUCUAGUAACGCGGAGAUGUUGCUCACGGAGCUGUUUCGCAAGGCGAUGGAGACAAGUAGCCCCUCGGCGACGAAGCAUAAUCCUCUUAGGAAAUGUCAAGCUGAAGGGCCAGAUUCUAUCAAGGUACUCGUAGCAGAGACUGCACACCCAGUGAGUCAGGCGGAGAAGAUCAUGGAGGGAGACUCUCCUCGGGUCAAACUGCCAGCCCCGUCGACGCCUCCAAUGAGGACAUCUCCUAACCCUACACGCAAGUCCCCAACGGCGUGGAUGGAAGAAGAUCACACUAUACGCCAGAGUUACACACCCCCGGGCGCGCGGACGCAAGACCACACUUUACGCCAGAGUUACGUGCUUCCAGCAGCACGGACGGAAGAUGAUUAUAUUGCACACCAGAGUUACUUGCCCCCAGCAGCACGGGCGACAGAAGAUCACGCUACACCCCAGAACUACAUGCCUCCUCACCAGCGCCUUAAUAAGAACAAGUAUAACACGAUAACUACGCAGAAAUUGAAGCCGCAUAUCCACCACCACGCUUCUUCGCUGAAUAGGCAUUCGAACCCUUGCACGCCGCCUUCUCCAGGCGCAAUUGAGUUACUAGAAAGAAGUGAACGUAUCCGUCAUUUAGAACGACUUCUUUCAAAAGAGCUGCCGAUCAGCACCCCCGGGCUUACUAUGCCGUCACUCAAGCCGGCCCAGAUGCUGCAGCCCAUCGGACCGUGGCGAGCUUCUGACGAAAAGGCGUUCCAUGAGCGCGGCGCGAUCAGUCCCGGUACCAGCACCAAUGAGUCCUUAGAUCUCGUGCGCGUAAUGCAGGCGAUGGGCUUGGACAUCUCUUCAAGGAAAGAUACUUUGGCUUCGCUCGGGAAUAGCAAACCAUCUGUGGUGGAGCAUAACAGCUUCGAUGGCGUGCGAAGGCAGUCAGGUACAACGAUGGAGAAUGCCGUCGUGCGGAAUGACUUUGCACGCGCGGUUCGUUCACAGGGCUUGAGGUCGCCACGCGGAGGCGGAGGAUAUAGGAGUGUGAGCGGUGAGUCAUUGGAGACGGACAUACAGUGGACACGCUAUACAUAGAUGACGGCGAAGGUCCUAAUUACUUUGAGACAUCAUCUUGCGACCUCCAUUGGCGCUGGUAAUCUUACAUUGGCCUGUGCACAUCGUAUUUGGGCGGAUGAGGUCGGGUGUACUCAAUCAAUCAAUAUGAUAUGCACCGUGUGGAAU